This is a messenger RNA of Bombina bombina (fire-bellied toad), 2873 nucleotides long. RefSeq names its product phosphatidylinositol specific phospholipase C X domain containing 2 (gene PLCXD2). Lineage: Eukaryota; Metazoa; Chordata; Amphibia; Anura; Bombinatoridae. The transcript has 4 exons. The record is from RefSeq and is a predicted model, not a curated record. The coding region runs from base 212 to 1213 and encodes 333 amino acids. Gene Ontology annotation, molecular function: phosphoric diester hydrolase activity. Gene Ontology annotation, biological process: lipid metabolic process.
UAACACGGAGCUGUAGCUCUCAGACAGACAAGGUUGUCACUCAGCUCUCUGACAAUGCGGAAGUCCUGCUGCAUAAUACACGAGCAGAGGGAGCACUUUCACACAACUUGUUCUCUGAUCUAAGGCAGUGAAGAUUGCUCUAUUUCAGCAAUGCUGUGGAACUAAUGCCAAAAUAGAUGCUGAAGGAAAGCAAGUCUUACACAUCUCCAGGAUGAAUGAAUUAAGGCAUAUUAGAGUUGCAGAGACUCGAGUCCAGGACAAUAAGGAGAAAGGCGCAAAAUGUAACCAGGACUGGAUGGCAGCCCUCCCUCCCUGUUUAAGCACGUUACCUUUAUCCAAUUUGGCAAUACCAGGAUCACAUGACUCUUUCAGUUUUUGGGUUGAUGAAAAGUCUCCUGUUGGUCCAGACCAAACAACAUCAAUCAAGAGACUAGCUAAAAUCUCUCUGGUGAAAAAGGUGAUGAAGAAGUGGUCUGUUACCCAAAGUUUAACAUUUAAGGAACAACUUGAAUCAGGCAUUCGAUAUUUUGACCUACGUGUAUCUUCAAAACCAGAAGAAGCAGGAAGAGACAUUUAUUUUAUACAUGGUCUAUAUGGAAUAAAAGUAUGGGAUGGGCUGACCGAAAUAAACCAGUUUUUGACAUGUCAUAGCAAAGAGGUUGUUUUGCUGGAUUUCAAUCAUUUUUAUGCAAUGGAACAUGAGCACCAUAUAUAUCUUGUGAACAUGCUGCAGGAAGUAUUUGGAGAUAAACUUUGCAAGGCAGAUUGUGUAGAAAAUAUUACACUGCAGUAUUUGUGGGAAAAGGAAUACCAGGUUCUGAUUUUCUAUCAUUAUAAUAUAUGGAAUGAGUACACAUUUCUGUGGCCAGGAAACAAAAUGCCAGCUCCUUGGGCGAAUACAACAAAUGUGCACAAGCUAAUUCAGUUUCUAGAGACAACACUCGGAGAAAGAUCAAAACGAGGAACCUUCCAUGUUUCACAAGCAAUUCUUACUCCGCGUGUAAAAACUAUUGUCCGUGGAUUCAAAUCUGGACUAAAAAAUACACUUGUUCACAGGAACCUUCCAAUGAUUUUGAAUUGGGUAAAAGCACAGAAACCUGGUGCAGUGGGAGUCAACAUUAUUACCUCAGACUUUGUAGAACUGGUUGAUUUUGCAGAAACUGUAAUUGGGUUAAAUUAUAUGCUUUUACGAAGCAAUAGAUAUAGCAAUUAACUAGCAACUUCAUCUUGCAUAUUUCACGAGGAACACAACUCACUGCAGUGCAUGGACUGAAUUUUUUUACGUUGAUUUAGUUGAGCUGUACAUUGUGAAUUCAAACUCUCUGCAAGCAACUGGUAUUCAUUUAAUAAUGAAAUAUUCUGAAUAUUUCUACCUCUUUCAUUGGUCAGUGAUAUAGAUCCUGAUUAUUGCUUCAUACAAUUGUAUUUUACCAAUGAGGUAUGUUAUCUCAGCUAAGAGACGUGUCAGUGUCCAUAUCAUAGCAGUCAGAUGAAUUAUUGUAUGAGAAUUAUACAGUAUAAUUUCCACUAAUACAUUUAAUGUAAUAUAUAAGUCUGUAGGGACAUGGGAAUUAUAGUUAAGCUUUUGUUUUCAAAUAGUUUUCCAGUUUUUGUUUCGGUUGUCAAAUUUACCUUUCUCUUGGUAUCCUUUGUUGAAACUAGGCUCCUUUCCAUAAAAAGCAUACUGAGGUAUGCUCAGGAGUGUAACGUGUCUUGAGCACUACAUGGCAACAGCCUUUGUAGUCUCAAAAUCCAAGGUAAAGACACCACGUUUAUAUGGCGGCUACAAUGAAAAAGUGUUUCAUUUGAUUGAACAACUAGGCCUCAAUAAAAGCACUUGGGCAAAAUAGGGUUAAAUAUAAUUUUUUUUAGUAAUUGUUUAAAAAGAAUAUGCAUGGAACACAUCUUUCUCCAGGCUCUUAUACAUUUGACACAUACCUUGCCUUGUUGACAAUGAUUUCUCUAAGCCUUUGUAGAGGGAGCUUUAAAGGUCAUUACCUUCAGCCACUCUAUGGUAAAACUCUAUGGUACCAAUAAAUUAAGAUGUAUAGCUAGACACACUGUUUGUGUUCAUUCUUCUUUAUUAAAGUGUGCAUCCUUCUUUAGAAAGGAUGCACCCAGUGUGUGCAGAAGACAGAGCUGUGGGUGUUACCUGCUGUUGUAUUAUAUAACAUAACAACCCACACAGCUGACCUAUAAUGCUCAAGACUUGUACACACACCUUGACCUAUCUAAAUAUGCUCUUAUAGAAAGGACACCAAAGACAUUUGAUAACGGAAAUAAACUGAAUUAAACAAAACUUUAUUACGGAAAAUUAACUUUGGCUUCCAUGCCCCUUUACCUUAAAAAGUAUUUACAAUUACUUUUUACAUUUUGGUCAGUUUAAAAGACAAUAUAGAUAUUAAAACUGCUAUAUUACUGGCAGACUAUUUUUUUAUGAAAUGAAUUGCUUUCUAUUUAUCAUUCCGUACAGUGGUUAAUUGUGGUAAUGUUAAAAUACUAAAAUAAAGUAAUAUACACUAUUAUAUAGUAAUUUACUAAGAAACUAAAUUAUGAAUGUUUAGUGAAGUUUUUAUAUGUUAAAAUAUAGGUUAUUCUGUUUUAUUUAAUAUGGUGUUCCACUGGCUACAGUUUUUAGGUUAUUUUUUGUUUGUUAAUAUAAAUAAAAUUAAAUUAAGUUACAAAUACUAAGCAUUUGAACCUAACAAUAAAAUUAUAUAUAACCAAAUAUAUUGCGUCUCUUGGUAUUGUUUCUGUUAAAAUCUUUGAAUCCCUACCGCAUUGUACUCCACAGUAUUAUACAAAGAACUCUAUUAUGAAUGCCCAUGAUAAAAAUAAAAUUAAAUGUAAAUAAACAUACAAAUAAUAUAUUA